GACAGUCGGUCACGUGACUCUCUGAUUGAUGACGUAUGAUCUCUGUGGUCGUCGAAGGCUUGUCACUAGGCCUUUAUUUUUUUAGCGUGUAUUUCACUCUAAUCGUUUUAUUUAUAUUCGAGAUUAUGUCUACAGAUGUUCUGGAAGCUGCUGUGAUGCUGGAGACGCUGCGGGUGACAGAGCUCCGUCUUCUGCUCUCUAAAAUGGGCAAGAGUAAAAGCGGCCUGAAGAAGGAUCUGCAGAAGAGAGUGACGGAUCUCCUGCAUAAUGACUGCAGUCCUGAGCUUCUGUCCGCCGUCAGAGAGCUGCAUGAUCUCAGACAGAUCUCUAAAAGCAGGAGGUCAGGGAUAGAAAUCAUCUCCAUGCCGGAGAGUCUCUCGCCUGGAGGAACCCCCUCACCCAAAUCUGCAGGACCACAGAUGAUCAAACUGCCCUUCUACCAGAUGCUGGAGACCAUUAUUCCCCCCACACCUCUGGUGCCCACAUAUGGAGGAGCCAUGCAAAACUCAGACUUUCUGUUUCAUCUCAGUGAAAGUCAACAGGCGCUGAUCCAGAACAGCCGGUCGUCUCAGCCCGUUCAGGUGGUGCUCAGGAUUUGCUACAGCGAGAGCAUCGGUGUUGAGGAGGAUCAGUAUCCACCAAACAUCUGCGUUUCAGUCAAUCACAAUAACUGUCCAGUACAGUGUACAUAUUCCUCCAAUAAACUGGGGCUUGAGCCGUCUCGUCCGUGUCGGCCGAUCGACAUCACCUCUGACCUUUACCUGUCGUUCACAAACCGCUUCACAGUGCUGUGGGGGAACUUCGGCAAGAGUUACUCAGUGGCAGUGUAUCUGGUGCGGUUGGUGUCGUGUCAGCAGUUGUUGGAUCAGCUCCGCAGCUCCUCCGUCGAGCAGCAGGACGUCUGCAGACUCAGAGUUUCAGAGAAACUGCGCUCUGACCCUGAAACUGAGGUUGCCACUACAGGACUACAAGUGUCUCUCAUUUGUCCACUAGUGAAGCUGCGGAUGUCAGUGCCGUGUCGUUCCAGAGGCUGCGCUCACCUGCAGUGUUUCGACGCUUCUUUCUAUCUCCAGAUGAACGAGAAGAAGCCCAGGUGGAGCUGCCCCGUCUGCCACAGAUACGCCCCGUUUGAUGAGCUGCGCAUCGACAGUUUGCUGCGUGACGUUCUGGAGAGUUCUGGCGAGGAUGUGGAGGAGAUUAAAUAUCUGUCUGACAGCACGUGGAAAGCCGUAAAGCAUGAUAAAAGCAAUCAAAACAAAGGCUCUGCUCUUCAUCCUGUCAAACACAAUGUGAAUAGUAAACCAGUGAGAGACGCUGUGGUGGAUCUGACUCAGAGUUCCUCGGAUGAUGAAGAUUUCCAGAAGGAAGAGACCGUUUCCACACACAUCGAGGACAAAAGUGUGCACUUCAGGAAAUCUGGCAUAGUCAAAAGCGCUCGACACAAAGGUCGAAAAACUCAGGUGCACACAGAAAAACACAGAAAUGGUAACUGAACUGGGAUUUGUUUACUUUUUAAUGUUGUUUUUCUAUUAAUUUUUCUUUUCCAUGUCCAUUUUUGGUUAGUUUUGUUCAUUUUUUUUUUGUAGUCUUUGUUCUGAGGUGUGUUUUACUUUGUUGUAAAUCUUAAUUGUGGUUGCAAUAAAGUGUCAUCAUUAGAUGGAUA
Molecule: messenger RNA, 1663 nt
Organism: Danio rerio (zebrafish)
Lineage: Eukaryota; Metazoa; Chordata; Actinopteri; Cypriniformes; Danionidae
Gene: pias4b
Product: protein inhibitor of activated STAT, 4b
Biological process (GO): protein sumoylation
Cellular component (GO): nucleus
Molecular function (GO): zinc ion binding
Source: RefSeq, marked validated